CGGCGCUAGGAUUCCUGAGGUGGCAGCGGUGGUACCCGGUGACCCAGAAAGGCGCGGCGGCCGCGCGGCUGGAGAAGGAACCCCCAGAGGAGUGCGGGGUCUGAGUGGGCGCCAAAGAGAGACCUCGGGCGGGAGUGUGUGCUGGGCCCCUGGGCUGGGAGUGCCUCCCGCCCCGCCCCCUCGGCCGCCGAGUCCGGGCCCCGCGCUGGGCUUCCACAGUCAUGGCCGUGCCCUUCGUGGAGGACUGGGACCUGGUGCAGACCCUGGGAGAAGGCGCCUACGGAGAAGUUCAACUUGCUAUGAAUCGAAGAACCGAAGAAGCAGUUGCAGUGAAGAUUGUGGACAUGAAGCGUGCCGUAGACUGUCCAGAAAAUAUUAAGAAAGAGAUCUGUAUCAAUAAAAUGUUGAAUCAUGAGAAUGUGGUAAAAUUCUAUGGUCACAGGAGAGAAGGCAAUAUCCAGUACCUAUUUCUGGAGUACUGUAGUGGAGGAGAGCUUUUUGAUAGAAUAGAGCCAGACAUUGGCAUGCCUGAACAUGAUGCUCAGAGGUUCUUCCACCAACUGAUGGCUGGCGUGGUUUAUCUACAUGGUAUUGGAAUAACUCACAGGGAUAUUAAGCCAGAAAACCUCUUACUUGAUGAAAGAGAUAACCUCAAAAUUUCUGACUUUGGCUUGGCAACAGUGUUUCGACAUAAUAAUCGGGAACGUUUGUUGAACAAGAUGUGUGGUACCUUACCUUAUGUUGCCCCAGAACUUCUAAAAAGAAAAGAAUUUCAUGCAGAACCAGUUGAUGUUUGGUCCUGUGGAAUAGUACUUACUGCAAUGUUGGCUGGAGAAUUGCCUUGGGACCAGCCAAGUGAUAGUUGUCAGGAAUAUUCUGAUUGGAAAGAAAAAAAAACUUACCUCAACCCUUGGAAAAAAAUUGAUGCUGCUCCUCUAGCUUUGCUACAUAAAAUCCUAGUCGAGAAUCCAUCAAUAAGAAUUACCAUCCCGGACAUCAAAAAAGAUAGAUGGUACAACAGACCACUAAAGAAAGGGGCAAAGAGGCCACGAGUCACUUCAGGUGGUGUGUCAGAGUCUCCUAGUGGAUUCUCUAAGCACAUUCAAUCCAAUUUGGACUUCUCUCCAGUAAAUGGUGCUUCUAGUGAAGAAAACGUGAAGUACUCCAGUUCCCAGCCAGAACCACGAACAGGUCUCUCCUUAUGGGACACUAGCCCUUCAUACAUUGAUAAACUGGUACAAGGAAUCAGUUUUUCUCAACCCACGUGUCCUGAUCAUAUGCUUCUGAAUAGUCAGCUACUUGGCACCCCAGGAUCUUCACAGAACCCUUGGCAGCGCUUGGUGAAAAGAAUGACACGAUUCUUUACCAAAUUGGAUGCAGACAAAUCUUACCAAUGCCUGAAAGAGACUUGUGAGAAGUUGGGCUACCAGUGGAAGAAGAGUUGUAUGAAUCAAGUUACUGUAUCAACAACAGAUAGGAGAAAUAAUAAACUGAUUUUCAAAGUGAAUUUGGUAGAAAUGGAUGAGAAAAUCUUGGUUGACUUCCGUCUUUCUAAGGGCGAUGGAUUGGAAUUCAAGAGACACUUCCUGAAGAUUAAAGGGAAACUAAAUGAUAUUGUGAGCAGCCAGAAGGUCUGGUUUCCCACCACAUGAUAAAUCCAUUGACACUGGGGUUUCCUGGUGAAUAUAGUGGUGCUAUUUUGACAUUAUUCUUCCUAGAGAAGAUUAUCCUAUUCUGCACACUGCAAACAACAAUUCCCUCUCCCCUUAGCCAAACAUUUUCCAGUUCUUUAUGUUUGUUAUACAUACAUGUGAUACCUAUAUAAUAACUGUAAGUAAAAUUUGGGGGAAGGAUGAAUAGAAUUCAUUAGGUAUAAUAUUUCUUCAUCUGUGUUAUGUGUCUGAAUGUGAAGCUCACCAGGGAGAAAUGAAUCUCCAAGAAUACUUGAGUUUACCAGCUUCUAUACCAGUAUGAUGAGAGAUGAUACCCUUAUACCAUUCUUCCAAAGCAUUUGGUUCCAUACACAAGGUCUGUGUUUCAUUCUGAUUUAAUCAGUAUGUGGAUGAAUUUGUAACAACAAUCCUUAAUACUUUUGAACUGUACAUUUAUUGGUCUUUGAGAUGAAACCAAUCUCAAAUACAUAUAUAUUGCCAAAAUAGUGAUACUUUCAAAAUGGUGUGGCCAGGUUUAUAAAUCUGUUUUGCGGAAUUAUAACUAAUAGCUUAAAACUGCAUAUAGGGUUCCCACCCCUCAGGAUAAUAAUAUAUAAAAUGCUGAUUGGUCUCUGAAAUAGAAGUUGAGGAUAAAUCCUAGUAUUUAACUGUCUUCUAAAAUUACUGUUGCACAUCUAAGGAAUUUUUCUAUAUUAUUUUUUCUACCACUAUUGCUUUAUUUUCAUUCUUUACUAUAGAAAUAAAUUUACUUUGAAAAUAAAAUAGCUAUGUGAACUUAUUGGCUAUUAAAUUUCUAAGUGGUCAGGAAUAUAAGAUGAGAAGGAAGGAGGGGUGGAAAGAAGGGACAGUAAACACAGAUAAUUUCCUCAUUCUUUUCCCUGUUAGAUUUAUUGUUCUAACUUUAUAUUAAUUUUUGAAUGCAUUUGUUGGAGGGUUAUGUUCUUUCUGGUAAUUCAAAAAAUGAAUUAUCUUAGUCUUAAGUCAAGAACAUGUAAAAUUUUAUGUUUGGAGUUUAUUGUUGAAUAGUAUAUAUUGAUCAGUGUGUUAAUUGAAGUAUAUAUGAGGAAAAAUUUUGAAUUGUUGGGCAGCUUAUAAAAAUUGUGUCAGUUCUCAGAUAUGAAUGAUGAUUUGUUCUUGUGAAUUGUUAGCUAGCUAGGGGGCCGAGCGGUAGCGCACUGUGUUAAGUGCACAUAGUAUGAAGUGCAACAAUCUGAGCAAGGCUCCGGUUCGAGCCCCUGCCUCCCCACCUGCAGGGGGAUCUCUUCACAAGCAGU
Molecule: messenger RNA, 2947 nt
Organism: Erinaceus europaeus (western European hedgehog)
Lineage: Eukaryota; Metazoa; Chordata; Mammalia; Eulipotyphla; Erinaceidae
Gene: CHEK1
Product: checkpoint kinase 1
Exons: 12
Coding region: 222-1652 (476 amino acids)
Biological process (GO): mitotic G2 DNA damage checkpoint signaling; protein phosphorylation
Cellular component (GO): nucleus; site of double-strand break; cytoplasm
Molecular function (GO): ATP binding; protein serine/threonine kinase activity
Source: RefSeq, a predicted model, not a curated record